UCGCGGAUUUGGGCACAUGCGCAUAAAAAGCCGCACGUUCGGCAUGACUGCUCAGUACGAAACGACAGCUCCCAACAGUCGGUUUGUGUAACACUCUUGGCGUUCGUUUCAGUUUUUAAUCAGUUUCUCAGCGUUUCAGGAGCCAGAGCCCCGUCACACCGGAAAUGCGCAUUAUAAAAUUCAUGCUACCCACCGGAUUCGUGUACUUAGCCCGAAAUUUUGCAGUUGUAGCAGCGAUGAGCGGAAACAAGGACUACAAAUCGGCCACGUCGAUUUAUGACUUCACAGCGAACUCCAUCAGAGGAGAGGAAGUCCCUUUGUCUAAAUAUAAAGACCACGUGUGCUUGAUCGUGAACGUUGCCUCGAAAUGCGGUCUCACGGCGACGAAUUACAAAGAACUGAACGAACUGUACGACGAGUAUGCCGAAUCCAAAGGAUUACGAAUUCUAGCGUUCCCCUGUAACCAAUUCAAUGGGCAAGAACCGGGAGACAGCGAGGAGAUUUGCAGUUUUGCCGAUCGCCAUAAAGUAAAAUUCGACUUGUUCGAGAAAAUCAACGUGAACGGAGAUAAUACACAUCCCCUUUGGGCAUAUCUGAAGAAAGAGAAAGGUGGGAUACUGGGUGACUUUAUAAAAUGGAACUUCACCAAGUUCAUCGUGAAUAAAGAGGGCAAGGUCGUCGAACGUCACGGCCCUAAUGUGAAUCCCAGCGACCUAAAGGUUCAUCUCGAAAAAUAUUUUUAAGUCAUUUCUUUUCAUAUAAUAUUUAUGACGAAUAUUUCUUGCAAUUUAUGCGAAUAAAUCUUGAAAUCUAUACAUAGUGUACGAAUAUGGAUAUUGUAGAUUUUGCGAUAACUUCGCACACGUAUAUUUAAUAUAUAAAAAUAUUUUUUCCUUCGUUUUUAUUAUGUUACAACAAACAACUUUUUAUUUUUUUUAGCAUAUACUUUAUAUUUCAUAGUAUAACGGAAUAUAAUCAUUGCUUAAAUAACUAGAAAUCAAUAUUAUGUAAUUACACAUUCCUCAUUUUCAUUUAGAUAUCCGUAAGUUUUAUUUAAAAUAAAUUUUAUUAGCUUUGCUUCUAUAUACGUUACUUAAAUUAUCACUGAUAUUAAUUUGGCCUCUUCGUUUUACAUUCUACAACAAUUAAUAUUAAUUAAUAUCUGUACUAAUUCGUACUAGUAAAAUUACAAUUUGAACAUGUGUAGCAUCGUGUUGCAUAAAGAUACUAAGCUAUAUCACACAAUUACGCUUAAACUAGAAAUAUCUUGUUGUAACAUAACAUUUCCUUACGAAUAAUGUAAGAGACAUGUAAAUAAAAAUUUGUUUAAUGACAGAA
This is a messenger RNA of Solenopsis invicta (red fire ant), 1338 nucleotides long. RefSeq names its product probable phospholipid hydroperoxide glutathione peroxidase. Gene Ontology annotation, biological process: response to oxidative stress. Gene Ontology annotation, molecular function: glutathione peroxidase activity. The transcript has 6 exons. Bases 165 to 743 code for a protein of 192 amino acids. Lineage: Eukaryota; Metazoa; Arthropoda; Insecta; Hymenoptera; Formicidae. The record is from RefSeq and is a predicted model, not a curated record.